Molecule: messenger RNA, 759 nt
Organism: Priceomyces carsonii
Lineage: Eukaryota; Fungi; Ascomycota; Pichiomycetes; Serinales; Debaryomycetaceae
Gene: GPM2
Product: Gpm2p
Exons: 1
Coding region: 1-759 (252 amino acids)
Biological process (GO): glycolytic process
Molecular function (GO): intramolecular phosphotransferase activity
Source: RefSeq, a predicted model, not a curated record
AUGACGGUUGCUCAUAAGCUUGUUAUAUUACGUCACGGCGAGUCUCAGUGGAACCAUGAAAACAAGUUUUGCGGAUGGAUCGAUAUCCCAUUAUCAAGCAAGGGAAAAGAAGAGGCGCUUACGGCAGGACAAUUGAUUGCCCAAAAUAAUUUGGAUCCUCAAAUAAUUUAUACAUCCAAAUUGACAAGAUCAAUUCAAACGGGAAAUAUAAUACUAGAAGAGUUGAAAAAGCUUUAUAUCGAUCAGAUCAAGACUUGGAGACUCAACGAAAGGCAUUAUGGGAAAUACCAAGGUGUAGACAAAAGUAAAGUUUAUGAAGAACUAGGACCCGAAAAAUAUCAAUGGGUCAGGAGGGAUUAUUUAGGAUUACCCCCGCAGGUUGAGCAGGGUAAAGAUGUUUCAAUCGACGAACGAUAUGAUUUUAUAGAUAUACCAAAGGAUAAGUUACCAACCGGAGAGUCUUUGAAAAUGGUAAUGGACAGACUAAUUCCAUAUUUCACCUCUGAAAUAUUACAAAAAAAUUUAAUCGAGUUAAAUAAAACAGUAUUGAUUGUGACACACGGCUCAGUUGUUAGAAGUUUAAUAAAGUAUAUGAAUAAUGUGAGCGACAAAGACAUCAGCAAAAUUAAUGUACCUACUGGAGUUCCUAUGGUCUUUGAAUUAAAUGAUGAGGGUUCACUAAUUAGGUAUUAUUAUUUGGACAAGGAAUUGGCAGAGAAGGGAAUAGAGAAAGUUAGAAGAGAAGGAACACCUCGAUAA